UAUCACUCGGCAACCAGGGACUGGGGGCUGUGGCCACCUGCUCAGUUUUUUCUAUCAUCUUAGGCCCUCAUCUCUGGCAUGGGCUGUGUUCUGCCCAGGUAGUGGGGGCCCAGCUGGGAGGCACCUACCACCUGCUUCCCUCUCAAACACUCGCAGGCCUCACAGACAGACUGGGACUCUUACUAAUGUAGAAGCCGCGGGCAUUCAUGGCGGGCUUGGAGGUCCUGUUCGCAUCGGCGGCGCCGGCCAUCACCUGCGCGCAGGACGCGCUCGUCUGCUUCCUGCAUUGGGAGGUGGUGACGCAUGGCUACUACGCCUUGGGUACCGGCGACCAGCCGGGCCCCACUGAUAAGAAGUCAGAACUGCUGCCAGCCGGGUGGGAUAGCAAUAAAGACCUGUACGUCCUCCGGUAUGAGUCGAAGGACGGGUCCAGAAAGCUCCUUGUGAAAGCCGUUACCGUGGAGAACAGCAUGAUCGUCAACGUGCUGGAACCUAGCUCACAGCAAGUGGCAGACUUGACCCUGACCUUGGAUGAUUAUAUCGAUGCAGAACACCUCAGUGACUUCCACAGGACCUACAAGAACAGUGAGGAGCUCCGGUCUCGUAUUUUAUCUGGAAUCAUCACGCCUAUCCAUGAGCAGUGGGACAAGGCUAGUGUGAGCAGUCCCCACCGGGAGGUCCCCCCUGCCACUGCCAGAGUGGACCCACUCCAGAUUCCACCACACCACCCACAUACCAUCCGGCAGCCUCCCUGGUGUGAUCCCGUGGGCCCGUUUGCUGUCGGAGGAGAAGACCUGGACCCCUUUGGGUGUCGGAGAGGUGGCAUGAUUGUGGAUCCUCUGAGAUCUGGCUUCCCAAGAGCACUUAUUGACCCAUCCUCAGGCCUCCCAAACCGACUUCCUCCAGGCGCUGUGCCCCCAGGAGCUCGCUUUGACCCCUUUGGACCCAUUGGGACCAGCCCAUCUGGACCUAACCCAGAUCAUCUCCCUCCACCGGGCUACGAUGACAUGUACCUGUGAAGGCCUCAAGAAUGUAACCUCCCAGCCCUCCCUCCACUCUCCUGGAGAUGACACCGCUGGCCCCAUCAGCAACCGUGUUCUUGCAGGCUGGGGGCAAGGGACUCUGCCCAUGUGCUUGUGGGCCAGCCGGGAUCGACUCCCCACCCCUUUUCAGAGCCGAGGCAUCUGCUGCAGCUCUCCACCUGGCUGCAUGUAGGUCCCAAAGAGAAAUCAGUGUGUGUGUCUCACCACCAGCUUCUCCCCACUUCCCAGUGGAGACUCCGGCAACGUAUAUCCUCCACCCGAUGCAGUCCCAGUUGCAGCGCUAUAAGAACAGAACGCAUUUUGGAAGUUAUUAUUAAGAACCAAAUGUCAAUACAAAAUUCAUGCUGCCGGUCUCCCACUUUUCUUUUUACCUUAAUGAACAGCUCCUUCCAGUUAUGAGACUAAUUUAGAAUUUGGGUCUUUGUUGGGGCUAAAUGACUCUCAUCCUACCUAGGGCCUAAUCUUGCUUGUCAGACACCUUUUCAUAAAAUGCUGCCAACAUCACUAAGAUGUGUCCCAGUCUGGCUGCAUGGAUGGAAAUGAGUGACUGGAAGUCCUAUAAGUCACAUGGGUGACUUUCAUGGAGUGUUAACAAUAAACACCAGCACUAAUAACUAAUAACCGUAGAAGACUGCAGAAUCCUCCAGUUGUGCCUAUUCUAGGCAGUCCUCAGUCCUCAGCCUGAGUAGAAGUAAGCUCCAAGCAGAAGAAUAAAUAGAGCAGACCCGAUCUGCUCUGCUAAUCUCAGUUUGCCAGUAACUUACUGAGUGACCCUAAGCCUUGUGCUACCCAUGAAAUCAGAGGUGCCUUCCCUGCCCUACAACAUUCUGAUGUAUUUGUCUGUGUAUGACAACCCUUCGGAACUGGGGCAAAAGGAAGAGUGAAGAUUCGGGACUUCACAUGGCACCUACCUAGAGGGUCUGGAACGAGAGCAUGGGAACAUGGGCCCCCUCUGAGUGUGGUGUUGAACUUCCGGAAGGGCAGGGAUCCCUGGCCUUUGGAUGCCUAUGUCUGUGUCCAGCCCCUCCUAACUUUUCAUGUUUUCUGGAUCCUUUUCGACUCAAGGCCUGAUAGCCAUGGGCAAUGAUGAGCUCUGUGCUGGAGUGGGAAGUGCACCCUAAAGCACAAGGCUAAGAGGCAGGAGAUCAGGGCUUUCGGCACACUCCACAGCUAGUGUUACCACCAGUGUGGGUCUUCCACUUCUCAGCUCCUUGCAUUCCUUCCCCUAGACUAGGACACAGUAUUCUCCUUUGGGCAGCAGGUACCAUAGCUUUUCGGAGGUGUUCCUAGGGUGGUUGCUAUAGCCUGGGAUUGAUUUGAUUGCCUAUCUGCUCAGCCCAAGGAUGGGAGGGAAUAACCAAACUGACACGUAGGCCCAGGGUCAGUGUCAGCUGGAGGAGCGGGUGGCCCCCUGGCUGCCGGUGGUCCCCACGUCAGGCACUGACUUAGUGAAGGGCCCAAAGGCAGGGAAGCCGACCUUGUUGAAGUCUGUAGAACAUCUGUGGUCUGGAGGAAGACCUAGAGCUCAGGCAGAGGUGCAAAGGUGGCCGGUCAUUAACCAUGACCUUCCUUGAGGGCUCACAAGUAGAUGGAAUGUUAGCUUUUGUUUUGGAAUUGGGCCAUGUAACCAAAAGGACUUGGAGCAGUGUGCUCAUAAAAACAUCCUUUAUUAUAAAAGAAACCACUUAAAGGCACACCACACUAGGGGCCAUCAGGCAAAGGGGGUAAGGCAGGCAACAUGAAGGACCCUAAUUGGAAGAAAAGAUAUGAUUUAAAUAAUAGAUUUGCCACUUAAGACUUUCUAGCAGCAAAGGUAAAAAAAGAUAGUCAUAUACAUAAUUCUGUGGGUUUUUGCAAACAGAAAACUUAGUAAUUCACUUGCAGCAUUGGGCAGUUUUUGUGUUGGUCUCCUUGCCCCAAGGACACUGAGGAACACCAUGUCUCAACUGCUACAUGGGGGGAAGUGACUGGGCCUUCCUUUCCAGCCAUGAGUAAUCACCAAGCAAUGGUGGGAAUGUUUCAGGUGUAUGUUUCAUGAAACUCAAAAGAUUGGAGCCUUAACAAUAAACACCAGCACUAA
Messenger RNA from Tupaia belangeri chinensis (Chinese tree shrew), 3123 nucleotides. It is a transcript of the gene PSMF1, whose product is annotated as proteasome inhibitor subunit 1. Gene Ontology annotation, molecular function: proteasome binding; endopeptidase inhibitor activity. The transcript is spliced from 8 exons. Lineage: Eukaryota; Metazoa; Chordata; Mammalia; Scandentia; Tupaiidae. Gene Ontology annotation, biological process: proteasome-mediated ubiquitin-dependent protein catabolic process. The record is from RefSeq and is a predicted model, not a curated record. Bases 207 to 1019 code for a protein of 270 amino acids.